Durusdinium trenchii is the source of this 1650-nucleotide messenger RNA. The record is from the annotation of a GenBank genome assembly. NCBI's taxonomy places the organism in Eukaryota, Dinophyceae, Suessiales, Symbiodiniaceae.
AUGGGUGCCUGCGAAUCCAAGGGUGUGACUGAGGAUGAGAUCAAGGUCGAUGUCUCCAGGCAUCCAGCCAUGCAGUCCAUGGACUUGACCACCACACAGAAGAUGGGCUGGAUCAAGGAUAUCCCAGACCCUCGCGAUCUCUACAUGACCUUCAAGUCGGUGGAUGCUCCGAAGGAGAUCAAGAGGAAGGGUGAAGGCAGCAAAGAGAUUGUGGACUUGCGGCCUUUGAACGGUGGAUUCAAGAUCUUCAACCAAGGACACUUGGGCAGCUGCACAGCGAACGCUUUGGCGGCGGCUUUCCACUUCGCACUUCACAAGGAGAAUGUGGAGCAGCAUGAGGGUUUCAAGGACUUCACACCAAGCCGCCUCUUCAUCUACUACAACGAGAGGUAUGUGGAGGGCAGCGUGGACCGUGAUGCCGGGGCGAUGCUUCGCGAUGGGAUCCAAGUCAUGGAGAGGCUUGGCGUUUGCCCCGAGGCCAUGUGGAAGUACGACGACCAAAACGAUUUCUUCAAGAAGCAGCCGGACAAGAACUGCUACGAGUUGGCAACCAAGUGCACCGUGAAGGGCUACGCGCAUGUGGCACAGGAUUUGCAGCAGAUGAAGCUCUGCAUCAAGAAUGGCUACCCCUUUGUGUUCGGCUUCACGGUGCUCACCAGCUUCUCCGAGGCGGCCAAGAAUGGUACGAUGGUGAUGCCGCAGCCUGGCGACAAGGCUCGGGGUGGGCACGCCGUCUGCGCGGUGGGUUACGACGACUUCAAGCAGUGCUUCAUCGUGCGGAACAGCUGGGGAGACGAUUGGGGCGACAAAGGCUACUUCUACAUGCCCUACGAGUACAUUUGCAAGGAGGAGCUGGCGCAUGACUUCUGGGCCAUCAAUUGGGUGGAGGGAGGUGUCCUCGCACAACGGCGAGCCCAACGGCGAGUGCUGCCGGCGGCCUUCACGGCCGUGCACCUCCACCCGCAGUAUCUCUCCUGUGAACUUCAUGGCCACACUUGGACGCACUUCCGGCACUUGCUGUGGCAAGCCACCAGCAGCGAGAGCCGUGCCUUCGUAAGCCAUGAGUGGAAGGAGGCGACUCCCAGGUGGAGUUGCUCUGCUCUGAGGUCAGAGCUCUUGUUGGAGAUCUUUGAGAUGGCGCUGGAACUGGAGAGGGGGCCCCGGGCCGCCGUCUUGAAGAAAGUGAAUGCCACCAACUCGGCCUUGAAGCUGCUAAGCUCUGCGGGAGGGGUUUGUCUCUUUGGCUACGUGAACGCUUUGGCCGUGGCGCUGCGCAUCGCCGCUGGGACGGCGACGUUGAAUUCGCACCGGUGGGACGCCCUCGACAUGAAUUCCAAGAGAUGUUCCGUGGAGCUGCUGGAUGGAACCUUCCAGGUGCAGCAGCGCGAGUGGCUGCGGGUCUUGCAGACCCUGUGGAGGUCGCCCAACAUGCCGCUGCUGCUGCUGGACAGCUCCCCCUGGCCUUUUGGCUUGGAGAACAUCUCCGAGAUCAUUGCGGAGGCCUCCUCAACUCCUGCCCAUAGCAUACGUUGGCGCCCACCCAGUGGGGGUGGCAGGUGGAAGUUGCUCCCGUCCCAGCCCUGGCCGGCGACGAAGGUGCUCGUGGGUGGCGAUGCCCCACGUGAGGUGUGGUGGCUCCGUGGGGAGUGA